Messenger RNA from Staurois parvus, 432 nucleotides. The record is from the annotation of a GenBank genome assembly. Lineage: Eukaryota; Metazoa; Chordata; Amphibia; Anura; Ranidae.
AGAGCCGAAGAUGUCAGCUCGGUCAUGUGGUCAGCUGUGUCCAAUCACAGCUGAUCACAUAGCACUGAUGAUCAGUGUAGCCCCAGCAGUGCCACCUGUCAGUGUCCAUUAGUGCCAGCUGUCAGUGCUCAUCAGUGCCAUGUGCCAGUGCCCAUCAGUGCCACAUCAAUGCCACAUAUCAGUGCCUACCAGUGCACAUCAAUGCCACAUAUCAGUGCCCAUCUGAGCUGCCUUUCAGUGUCACCCGUUAGUGCCACAUAUCAGUGCCGCCUAUCGGUGCCCGUCAGUGCCACCUAUCAGUGCCCGUCAGUGCCGCCUAACAGUGCCAGUCAGUGCCGCCUAUCAGUGCCACCUAUCAGUGCUGCCUUUCAGUGCCCAUCAGUGAUGCCUGUCAGUGCCCAUCAGUGCCACCUACCAGUGCCUCCUCAUCAG